Pygoscelis adeliae (Adelie penguin) is the source of this 1938-nucleotide messenger RNA. RefSeq names its product CMT1A duplicated region transcript 1 (gene FBXW10B). NCBI's taxonomy places the organism in Eukaryota, Metazoa, Chordata, Aves, Sphenisciformes, Spheniscidae. The record is from RefSeq and is a predicted model, not a curated record. The transcript has 12 exons. The coding region runs from base 1 to 1938 and encodes 645 amino acids. Gene Ontology annotation, molecular function: protein binding.
AUGUGCUUCUGGCCCCGAAACACUGAGUGCCGCAUCCAGGAGGGUCCUGAUGCAGAGGACAACUCGCCCAUUAUGUCCUUAGCCGAUCAAGAUGUCACCGUCGUUCCUGCAUCUCUCCAGUCACCCUCUAACAUCAACCAAUCCAAGGACUUCAUUCGCUGCCUGCCACCUCACCUCUCCCUGUACAUCCUGGGGCUUUUGGAUCAAAAAUCCCUCGGUGCGUGUGCUGCUGUGUCUAGAUGCUGGGCUUUUCUGGCCAAGGAAGUCAAGAGGGAACGCGUGUGUCAAGGCAUAGUACAGGAGAAGAUCCUGUAUUUGCAGGGGUUGUGCCCUAGAGGAGCAGUUUCCAACUAUGCUAAAGAAGUCGAUGUGACAAUUCCGCAGUUAAAUGAAGAGGGUGAUGUCAUCGAAGUGAAAGGCCACAAUGGGGGAAGUAAAACGAAGGAGGAGGAAGACAAUCUGCAGGCAGCCUAUCAUGAUCUGCAAACUGACACGAUUCAGUUGGAAGAGAGAAAUGUCUUCUGUGGCUCCUACAAUACUCGUGUCCUCACAGAUCAAUCAGACCGGAGCAGAGUAAUCCAUUACAGCGGUGGAAACUUGGUAGCCAUUGGCUCCGCAGACCGAAAAGUGAGGUUUCUUGGUACGUCGGGAAUGAAAGAAGUGCCUCCUCUGCUUUCUGGCCAUGCUGGGAGCAUCAAAGCACUCUUCCUCAAUGAGAAGAAGGGGUUCGUUCUCAGUGCAAGCUUUGAUCUCAGCAUCAGAUGCUGGAAUAUAUACAGCGGUGCUUGUGUGAAAAUCUUUAAUGGUCACUGUGGGACAAUCACCUGCUUGGAUUUACAUGAAAAGGAGUUUGUGUCGGGAGCCAGGGAUGGGAUGGUGAAAGUGUGGAACCUGGAGAGUGGGAAAUGUCUCAAGACUCUGAAGCACAACAGUGCUGUUUGGGUAGUUAAAAUGGAUGGCACCCGUGUUGUCAGCGGGUGUGACCGAGGGCUGGUGAAAGUCUGGUGUGCUGAUAAGGGCACUCUGAUCAAAACAUUAGAGGGGCACCAAGGCCCAGUUAAGUGCUUGUCGUUUGACCAGUGGCACCUGGUGACAGGAAGCACCGAUGGAUACGCCCUGGGAUGGAGCAUGUUGGGAAACCUCAAGAGAUGCCUAAUAGCUUACCGCCACCCUAAGGAAGUUCUGUCUCUGGAGUUCCUCUAUCUCAGAGUCAUCAGCGGCUGUGCCGAUGGAAAGAUUCGUAUAUUUAACUACCUGACUGGAAGCUGCCUGAAAGUGUUGAUGGCCAACAGCAGAGGGGACCCCGUAUCUUCUUUCUAUGUUGGAGAAAACAGGAUGGUGAUCAAUUCACCAACUAGUCUACUGAUGUUCCAGUUUGAGGAUGUCAGGUGGGACUAUACCUUAGACACUGACCGAGAGAUGGUGGGCAAGAAAAGACAGCGCAACGGGACUUCAAGCAGAACACCGCUUCGCCUUCAGCAAACGAUUCGCCACGACCUCAGCCAGAUGCAUCGACUUGCUCUGGAGACACGAGAUGGCAAAUCUGAACACGGGCCUUCUCUCUACGUACCUGCACGUCCUGGCAGGGCAGAAGCCACUUUGCAGCAUGAAAAGAGAAGAGGCCCAAGUUGUCCAAUGUCCCCCGACAAGUUCCUCUUAACUGUCAGCAUGCUGCAGAACGCCUGCAGGUCAGCCCUAGCCAGCUCCGACCCUUCCCGGAGUGACGGUGGGUUCAGGCUUCUGACAGGAAAACAGAAGGAGGUGCAUGAGGCAGCUACUGUAGCUCAGUAUCGGGCACACCAGACAAAGCUCACAGAAGAUCAGCAAAGAGCAUGCAAGAAGGCCUGGUUAAGGAAAAUUAAAGGCCUACCUGUAGACUCUUUUACUGAGGAGGGGAAAAUAGCUGCUCCCGAGCUUGGGCUUAAUACAUUUAUCUAA